CAAUGAGUUCUUAACGAGAGCUACAUCCAUUCGGGUUAACCCAAAUUUGUCGGACCCGUUUCGUUUUAGAAAGAAAUUACAAAUAUCGGGUGUAAGAAUUGAUACGGUUCUAGGGUUUGACGGAUGAAUUUGCGAAAAAGUUGGUGUGUGAAACUGCAAUCCAAGCACCUCACACACACUAAUAGGUGAGAGAGAAAUCGGGUCAGUGUGGAGAUCAGAUGAUUUUUACGAUAACUUCGGGGACUCGCCGUCUCAAGAAUCAAGAUCCAUCACCACUAGUGGCGCACCGAAUUUGAUUAGAAAGCAAUUAAACCCCAUUUCUGAAUUAUCGGCGUUUUUUUCUUAUUUGGGAAAGGAAGUUUUGAUUUUUAUACAGACAAAGUGAGUAGAGAGAGAAAAUUGUUGAAGGGGAUCGUAAGGUUUUAAACGAUAGCUGUUGGAUUUUUGGAGGGAUAUGUAUUGGUUUUCAAUAUAGGAACUUCCUUUAAAAAAUAUAAUUUUUUUGCAUGCAAUCCGGUGGCGGGGUCCAGCACGGAGGGGGUGGGCAUGGGCGAAACAUGGUGCCCGGACCACCAUCCUCCUCCGCAUCUCCGUCAUCUUCAUCAUCGGCUGUUUCCACUCCCCAAUUGGGGUUUGAUCCAAUGCAGCAACAACAACAGCAGCAGCAGCAGAGACAGUCAUUGCAACAGCAAUUGCUUCGAAACCCUGAAGGUAGAGAAGCAAUGUUAGCGUAUCAAUCUGGAAAUCUUCAAGGAGUCUUGGGAGGAGCCAAUUCUAUUCAAAUGCAACAGGGGCAAAAUCGGAAUCCGGGUUUUGAUCAACACAUGAUGAAUCCUGUUCACCAAGCAUACGCUCAGUACGCAUUCCAAAACCAACAGAAGAUGAGAAUGGCGGGAGUGGGGCCUUCAAAAGAUCAGCCACAAACAUCACUGUCGAAGAAACCGACAGAUGAAGGACACCUGGCGGUUUCCGAUCAAACCCAAAACCAGAAACAGUUUGCUGUGCCGACAUCUGGCAGUCAAUUGAUGCAGGGGAAUAGUAUACGCCCCAUGAUGGCCCCACAACAAGGGACGCAGAAUAUGACAAUGGCUGCUCAAAUGCAAGCAAUGCAGGCAUUGGCUCUCGAACGUAACAUUGAUCUCUCACUUCCUCAAAAUGCUCAUUUUGUGGCUCAAUUAAUCCCUCUUAUGCAAGCAAAAAUGCAAAAGGCGAAUGAAAGCAACAUGGGCCUACAAAACAAAAGUUCUGGUGAUGUUUCAGGGUCCACCAAGCCACGUCAGCAGACCAUGCCGCCAGGUCAUCUGGGUUCAACAUCGAAUCCGUUACUAGUCAACAAUGCAAAUCCUGGUCAAGGUCAACAGCUUCCUUUAAGGCAGGGUAGUGGUGUGUUGUCAUCUAUGCAACCUCCACAAUCAUCCAUGGGCAUGAACCAGAGCAUGUUGACUGGUCAACAGAUGAAUCGAUCUUCUCCACAACCAACAGCUUCAUCUAACAGUGCUGGACCUCCAAAUGCUCAAAAGGGACAGGUGUCACAGCGGGGACCACAUUCGGGGUUUACAAAACAGCAACUGCAUGUUCUUAAGGCACAAAUACUAGCUUUUAGGCGUAUAAAGAAAGGAGAUAAAACUCUACCGAAUGAAUUACUUCAAGCUAUUUCCCCACCGCCCCUCGAAGCACAAACUCAACAGUCAGCUUCCCCUGGUCAAACCGUUAAUGUAAAAAGUCAACCUGAUGACCAGACAGGACAUUUAGAGUCCAACGAAAAGGAUCUUCAAGCUGGAGCAAACAAUGUAAAAAGAGAAGCUCAUGAGGAGAAUGUCACAACAGUUAAUGCACAAGGUACAUCAAUGCAGAAGGAAACUCCACCUGUUCUUCCUCCUAAACAGGAACACGAGGUCGAACCCGUGAUUCAAAAAACUUUACCUCCUACAAGUGACAGCCCAAUGGACAAGGGUAAAUCGGUAAUUUCAGACCCGGUUGUUGUCCCCGACAAUGUUCAAGGUAAACGACCUUUACAAGCGGGUCCCCCAAAUCCACCUCAACCGAAAGAUUCUGGGCCUAAAAAGUACCAUGGCCCGUUGUUUGACUUUCCAUUCUUUACCCGAAAGCAUGAUGCUUUCGGGUCAAGCAUGAUGCUCAACAACAAUAACAAUCUUACACUCGCGUAUGACUUAAAAGAUUUGAUUUCUCAAGAGGGUGUCGAAGUGGUCAACAAAAAAAGAAACGAAAGUAUUGAAAAGAUUAACGAUUUACUAACAGUUAAUCUAGAAAGAAGAAGAAUAAGACCAGAUCUUGUUUUAAGGCUACAAAUCGAAGAAAAGAAAUUGAAAUUACAAGAUUUACAGAAAAGGGUAAGGGAAGGAGUUGAUAAAGAACAACAAGAGAUAAUGUCGAUGCCGGAUCGACCCUACCGGAAAUUUAUCCGGUUAUGUGAAAGACAACGAAACGAUAUGAAUCGGCAAGUGAACGCUGCUCAAAGGGCAAUUCGGGAAAAACAAUUGAAAUUAAUUUUUCAGUGGAGGAAGAAGCUUCUAGAAUCUCAUUGGGCGAUACGUGACGCGAGGACUCAGAGGAAUCGGGGGAUUGCUAAAUAUCAUGAGAAGAUGUUGAGGGAGUUUUCAAAGAGAAAAGAUGAUGAUAGAAGUAAGAGAAUGGAGGCUUUGAAGAAUAAUGAUGUGGAAAGGUAUAGAGAAAUUCUUCUAGAACAACAAACCAGUAUGCCUGGUGAGGCGGCUGAGAGGUACGAGGUUCUUUCAUCGUUUUUGUCACAAACGGAAGAUUAUCUCCAAAAACUUGGGAGCAAAAUUACGGCUGCAAAGAAUCAACAGGAGGUUGCUGAGGUGGCGAAUGCUGCUUCUGCUGCUGCUAGAGCUCAGGGUUUAUCUGAAGAAGAAGUGAGAGCUGCAGCCUCUUGUGCUGGAGAAGAAGUUAUGAUAAGAAAUCGUUUCUCUGAAAUGAAUGCCCCACAAGAUGGCUCAUCUGUUAGCAAGUAUUAUACUCUCGCACAUGCUGUGAAUGAAAAGGUGAUAAGGCAGCCAUCAAUGUUACGAUGUGGAACUUUACGUGACUAUCAGCUUGUUGGGUUACAAUGGAUGCUUUCAUUGUACAACAAUAAAUUAAACGGAAUAUUGGCCGAUGAAAUGGGUCUUGGGAAAACCGUGCAGGUUAUGGCAUUAAUUGCUUAUUUAAUGGAGUUCAAAAGCAACUACGGCCCACAUCUUAUUAUUGUUCCAAAUGCCGUUCUCGUGAAUUGGAAGAGUGAGUUACAUAGUUGGUUGCCAAAUGUAUCCUGCAUUUACUAUGUUGGUAACAAGGAUCAACGCUCAAAACUCUUCUCUCAGGAGGUUUGUGCCAUGAAAUUUAAUGUGCUGGUGACAACCUAUGAGUUCAUCAUGUAUGAUCGGUCAAAGCUUUCAAGAGUUGACUGGAAGUAUAUUAUAAUUGAUGAAGCUCAAAGAAUGAAGGACAGAGAAUCAGUUUUAGCCCGUGAUCUUGACAAAUACAGGUGUCAAAGACGACUUCUCCUCACCGGAACCCCCCUGCAGAAUGAUCUUAAAGAACUUUGGUCGUUAUUGAACCUGUUACUUCCAGAAGUUUUUGACAAUCGAAAAGCUUUUCAUGAUUGGUUCUCGAAGCCUUUUCAAAAAGAAGCAGUCACAGCUGAGGAUGAUUGGUUAGAAACUGAGAAAAAGGUCAUCAUUAUACACAGACUUCAUCAAAUCUUGGAGCCUUUUAUGCUUAGACGCCGUGUUGAAGAUGUUGAAGGUUCACUUCCUCCAAAGAUUUCCAUCAUUUUGCGGUGCAAAAUGUCGGCAAUUCAGGGCGCUGUAUACGAUUGGAUCAAAUCCACGGGUACAAUUCGGGUCGACCCGGAAGAUGAGAAACGCAAGGCUCAAAAGAGUCCAAUGUAUCAACCAAAAACAUAUAAACCAUUAAACAACAGAUGCAUGGAGCUUCGAAAAGCCUGCAAUCACCCUCUACUCAAUUACCCAUAUUUCAACGAUUUCUCCAAAGAUUUCCUCGUCCGAUCAUGUGGCAAAUUAUUUAUUCUUGACAGAAUAUUAAUAAAACUUCAAAGCACAGGGCAUCGAGUUCUUCUAUUCAGUACAAUGACAAAACUUCUAGAUAUUUUGGAGGAAUAUUUACAGUGGAGAAGACUUGUUUACAGAAGAAUAGAUGGAACAACAAGUUUAGAUGACCGUGAAUCCGCUAUCGUUGACUUCAACAGCCCGGAUACCGAUUGCUUCAUCUUCUUACUCAGCAUCCGGGCAGCCGGGCGGGGGUUGAAUCUCCAAACAGCCGACACCGUCAUCAUCUACGACCCUGACCCGAACCCGAAAAACGAAGAACAAGCGGUUGCCCGAGCUCACCGAAUCGGGCAGACCCGAGAAGUCAAAGUCAUCUACAUGGAAGCCGUGGUUGACAAAGUUUCCAGUCAUGAAAAAGAAGACAAUUUCCGAGUCUCCGGAAUCGUUGAUUCCGACGACGACCUCGCCGGAAAAGACCGUUACAUCGGGUCGAUCGAGAGUCUCAUACGAAACAACAUUCAACAGUACAAAAUCGAUAUGGCGGAUGAAGUUAUAAAUGCGGGAAGAUUUGAUCAAAGAACAACACACGAAGAGAGACGAUCGACUUUAGAAACAUUGUUACGCGAUGAAGAACGAUACCAAGAAACCGUACACGAUGUACCCUCUUUACAAGAAGUCAACCGAAUGAUUGCAAGAAGUGAGGAAGAAGUCGAGCUUUUUGACCAAAUGGAUGAGGAAUUCGAUUGGUCCGAUGAAAUGACGCGAUACGAUCAAGUCCCGAAAUGGUUACGCGCCGGGACCCGCGAAGUGAACGCUACAAUCGCACGUUUGUCGAAAAAACCGUCGAAGAACAUGAUUUAUCCGGAAAAUAUAGAGCCCGUAAUGGAUGUUACACAAAGAAGAGGGCGUUAUAAAGAUAAAAAAUUCCCGAAUUAUGCGGAGUUAGAUGAUGAUAUUGAGGAGUUUUCGGAGGCUACAUCGGAAGGAGAAGCAGAAGGUGAAGAUGAUGAAAAUGAAAAUGAAAAUGAAACUCCGGUGGCUGUAAAAAGUCAAUCAGAAGAGGAUAUUCCGGCGACCGGAAACCGGUAUGAGUAUCCCCGGGUACCUAAUGCUGCAAAGCUUCUAGAAGCUCGGUCUUCAGGGUCAUCCUCUGAUAGCCGGAAAGUGAUGCCGAUUGCAACGCCUUCUAUUUCUUCUCAGAAGUUUGGUUCGCUUUCUGCACUUGAUGCUAGGCCUGGUUCUCGUUCGAAAAGGAUGCGUGAUGAUCUGGAGGAAGGUGAGAUUGCAUUUUAUGGAGAUUCUCAUAUGGAGCUUCAACAAUCGGGUGAAGAUGAACAAGUUUUGCAACCGAAUAUAAAACGGAAACGAAGCAUCCGUCUUCGACCAAGAAAUGCAACCACUGAGCGGUUUGAAGAAAAACCAACUCUCCUUCCUACUUCUAAUUCCCGCUUACCUUUCCAACCUGAACGUGAACGUACUAAACUACAUGUAAAAACCGAACCACCUGAACAAAAACCAGUAGCAAUUCCUCAAACCAAAAGAACUCCUCCUCCUCCUACUCGUAAAAACUCAAAUAAUAAUAAGGCUCCCGUCAGACCAACCAGAGGAAAUUCCAUUUCUGCCCCUCUCAAAGAGGAGACCAAAGAAAGUUUGGAUGCUAAAGUAGGACCUUCUCUCGGUGGGAACAAGAUGUCCGAGGCUAUCCAAAGAAGGUGCAAAAAUGUAAUAACAAAGAUCCAAAGGAGAAUCGAUAAGGAAGGUCAACAAAUUAUUCCUCUGUUGACUGAUCUUUGGAAAAGAACCGAAAGUCAUGGGAAUAGUCUUCUCGAUCUAUACAAGAUUGAACUUCGUGUGGAUCGACUGGAAUACAAUUCUGUUCCGGAGUUGAUUUCCGACGUGCAGGUUAUGUUGAAAAGCGGAAUGCAGUAUUUUGGAUUUUCACAUGAGGUGAGAUCGGAGGCAAGAAAGGUGCAUGAUCUGUUUUUCGAUAUAUUAAAAAUUGCAUUUCCCGAUACCGACUUCCGAGAAGCCCGAAGCGCACUCACUUUCUCGGGCUCAUUAGCCACUUCCGCAUCAGCAUCCGCAUCGUCUCCAAGAGGCAUACCUCCUUUUGGUCAACCCAAGAGACAAAAACAAAUACUUGAUGUUGACCCGCAACCUACCCCGGUCCCACGGGCACUUUCCCGUGGGCCCGGGUCUAUGACUCAACGAGACACAAGGUUCGGGAAGGACUCGAUCGACGGUCAAGAUGAACCGAGAUUGACCCAUCCGGGUGAGCUCGUGAUCUGUAAGAAGAAACGGAAAGACCGGGCGGUUAAACCGGGCAACCGUUCAGGUGGUGGUUCGGUUUCACCAACGGGGAUUGGUCGUGAAAUUAGGAGCCCGGGUCAAACCCGGCUGAGUCAAAGUCAAAGUCAACAGGGUUGGUCAAAUAAUCAGUCUCCGGGGACUGGGAGUGGGGUCGGUUGGGCGAACCCAGUAAAGCGGAUGAGGACGGAUGCAGGGAAAAGGCGGCCCAGUCAUAUGUGAAAUGUGAUUGUUGUGGGUGUUGUUAAUUUAUAAGGGUUUGGCUGGGCGUUGACUAUAUUAUGUGGGACCCGUGAGUACUAGUGUUGAAGCAAGCAGAUUGUACACAUGGGCGAUUGUUUAUGAAAGCUUUUGUCCGAUAUUAGUAGUGUCGAUAUAUGUAAAACAUAAUGGCUUUUCGGCUAAGAGACUUCUAUUUAUAAUUUUAUAAUCAAUAUGUAUGCCUAUGCCCGUAUCCAUGGGUUUUGGAACAACAAAAACAGUAAAAAGUUAUGCUUAAUAUGCUUAAAACCUACCAAUUUUGUGGUUA
This is a messenger RNA of Lactuca sativa (garden lettuce), 6864 nucleotides long. RefSeq names its product chromatin remodeling ATPase BRAHMA. NCBI's taxonomy places the organism in Eukaryota, Viridiplantae, Streptophyta, Magnoliopsida, Asterales, Asteraceae. Gene Ontology annotation, biological process: regulation of DNA-templated transcription. Gene Ontology annotation, cellular component: nucleus. Gene Ontology annotation, molecular function: protein binding; ATP binding. The record is from RefSeq and is a predicted model, not a curated record.